AUGGCCGAGAAACGGAGGGGCUCUCCGUGCAGCAUGCUAAGCCUCAAGGCGCACGCCUUCUCGGUGGAGGCGCUGAUCGGCGCGGAGAAGCAGCAACAGCUUCAAAAGAAGCGGAGAAAGCUGACCACGGAAGAGGCGGCCGGAGCGCCGGACGACGCUGGCUGCAGCCGUGGUGGUGGCGCAGGCGAUCAGGGCAGCUCCGAGGCCGACGAAGACGCAGCUCCCCCGCAGCCGCCUACUGGGGCGGCGUCCGGAACGGCGCGGAGCUGCACGGACGUGGAGCGGAGCUGUGGCUCCCGCGGAGCGGCGGGCAGCUGUGAGGACGGCUUCCUGCAGGGCGCGUCCCCGCUGGCGUCUCCGAGAGGUUCCCCGAAGGGGUCUCCGGUACCCGGCCUUGCUCGGACAGGGACCCCACUGCCCGCGCCGCAGGCCCCGAGGGUGGAUCUGCAAGGAGCGGAACUCUGGAAACGCUUUCACGAAAUAGGCACGGAGAUGAUCAUCACCAAAGCCGGCAGGCGCAUGUUUCCAGCGAUGCGAGUGAAGAUCUCCGGAUUAGAUCCCCACCAGCAGUAUUACAUUGCAAUGGAUAUUGUGCCCGUGGACAACAAGAGAUACAGGUAUGUUUACCACAGCUCUAAAUGGAUGGUGGCAGGUAAUGCUGACUCCCCUGUGCCACCCAGGGUGUAUAUUCAUCCCGACUCGCCUGCCUCUGGGGAGACUUGGAUGCGGCAAGUGAUCAGCUUCGACAAGCUGAAGCUUACCAACAACGAACUGGAUGAUCAAGGCCAUAUUAUUCUCCAUUCUAUGCACAAAUACCAGCCACGCGUGCAUGUCAUCCGUAAAGACUGUGGGGACGAUCUUUCCCCCAUCAAGCCUGUUCCUUCUGGGGAGGGAGUGAAGGCAUUCUCCUUCCCAGAAACAGUCUUCACCACGGUCACCGCCUACCAAAAUCAGCAGAUCACUCGCCUUAAGAUAGACAGGAACCCAUUUGCCAAAGGCUUUCGAGACUCCGGGAGGAACAGAAUGGGAUUGGAAGCCCUGGUGGAGUCUUAUGCUUUCUGGAGACCAUCACUACGGACUCUCACCUUUGAAGACAUCCCUGGGAUUCCAAAGCAAGGAAACACAAGUUCCUCCACUCUACUGCAAGGUACUGGGAAUGGUGUUCCUGCCACACACCCUCACCUGCUGUCUGGCUCCUCUUGUUCCUCUCCUGCCUUCCAUCUGGGGCCGAAUGCCAGCCAGCUGUGUAGUCUGGCUCCCGCUGACUAUUCUGCCUGUGCCCGUUCAGGUCUCACCCUCAACCGAUACAGCACGUCCUUGGCAGAGACCUACACCAGGCUUACCAACCAGAGCAGCGAGACUUUCGCCCCACCCAGGACUCCUUCCUAUGUGGGUGUGAGUAGUAGCCCAUCCGUGAACAUGUCCAUGGGUGGCAGCGAUGGGGACACCUUCAGCUGCCCACAGACCAGCCUGCCCAUGCAGAUCUCGGGGAUGUCCCCUCAACUCCAGUACAUCAUGCCGUCACCAUCCAGCAAUGCCUUUGCCGCUAACCAGACCCACCAGGGGUCCUACAACACUUUCCGGUUACACAGUCCCUGUGCCUUGUACGGAUACAACUUCUCCACAUCCCCUAAACUGGCUGCCAGUCCGGAGAAAAUUGUUUCUUCCCAAGGAAGUUUCUUGGGGUCCUCACCAAGUGGGACCAUGACUGAUCGGCAGAUGUUACCCCCUGUGGAAGGAGUGCACCUGCUUAGCAGUGGGGGCCAGCAGAGUUUCUUUGACUCCAGGACCCUAGGAAGCUUAACUCUGUCAUCUUCUCAAGUGUCUGCACACAUGGUCUGACGAAGCCUUUAAGUGAAACUGCAUUUGAAUCGAAUGGAUCUUCCUUAUUCUUGAAAAAGGCAAUAUGGAAAAAAAUGUUCAUACAGUAGAAAAUGAAGGCUCUCUGAGGAUUUGUACUUUCUCCUGGCAAGACUGUAAUUAUCUAUGCAUAUAUGUAUGCUGUAUAUUCAUAGCAUGUAGUAUACUGAAGGCUUCUCACUGCCGUGUUUAUCCAAUGUCAAAGAAUAUUGACUACAUGCACUGUGUUUAUCCAGCGUGAGCAGACUCUAAAAGCAAAACGGUACACUUGAAAGUUGGUAAUGAUACUAACCAAAGACUUCUCUAUUGCUCCUGUGCAAAGUGAUGGGGUUCAUCCCAGCAAUUCCACACAUUCCUAACCAAAGAUUUGAAGCUUCAGUGUCGAAGAGUGCUCUGAGCAGUUCGUAUCCGGGUGUUGGCAGCAUUAUGAUCUCUAUUUCUGGACACGAUGUGAGGCCCUCCAGUGCAAAAGCCAGUUAAUUCUUAGUGCGUUUCUGUGGUAUCUGUAACAAUAUAGGCUUAGCUUUCCAUCCCUGCUUAUUCUUAUUUACCGUACACCUUGGGUCCAAAAAGCCAUAGCUCGGCUGCUGUUUAUUUUCUGAAGGAAGGUGGAGCAGACACUUGUGGCUUUUCACGUUCCAUUGGACAGGAAAUCUUACCUGCAAAAUAUGCAUCUCUCCUAUUUUAAAAUGGUUCCCCCAUUUCAUUUAGUUUAUCAAGAAGGCCAUUAAAAAUGUCCUGUAAACAAUCUGAAACUUUGUCACCAGGGAAGGGGUUGGAUUGUGUGGUAUGAGAAAUUGCAAAAAGAGAAAGUCAGUCCAGCUCAGAUUCUUUUGUCCCAACGAGUAAUGCUUAUUUAUUGACUUUUAAUUAGAGGAAUACAGCCAUCCACCCCCUGAGGCCUUGGUGGGGCUUGGUUUUUAGAUUUAGGAUCAUUUGUCCAUCUUUGAGCUGCCUUGACCCCUGGUCUGUGAGUAAGGAAGAGGCAUUUAUGCUACUUAUUUAUGUCUCAUAACUCCAACAAAUUGAACAGUUCCCCCUCCCUAGCCUUAUCUCCCUGUCUGACUCUUUUCCAAAACAGAUAGGUCCUGGCUUUAUGGUGCUAAUGCUACAAGGAAUUUCAGAGGGUUAUCUCUAGCAAUCUGUCUUGUGUUGUAGUCAAAGGCCAAAGUCCAUUACUAGAAAGGCCUCAUAAGAGGACCAAGGAGGAAGAUACUCAUUAUGAUAAGUGAGCUAUAAAAACUUUUAACCUCAACAGCAUUUUAGCUUUGGAAGUUAAGAAAUGAAAACACGAUUGACUUCUUAAAGUCCCUGAAAUGAACAUGACUUGAAUUUUAUAAAAAGGAAAUUUGAUAGUAGUUAGGGAGAUGAGCAGAAAAAGUGAGGCAUGUGGGAUGGGGCCCAGCUCCUUCUGCUGAGGACCCACAGGCUUUCCUUCUGUUUAGCCAUAGGCUUCCUCUAAUGGUCCCUAAUUUGCAUGGGGAAGAAAACUACCCCAGUUUACUUCUUUACUGAACAGGAUCAUUGUUGGAUAUUUAGGGGAAUGUUAUGUUUAGACAGAACGUAUUCAGGAUUUGUCUCUAUAGAUACUGACAAAUUUCCUCAUGGAUUCUAUAAGAACAUCACCAGAUUAAUAACAAUUUGAAAAUCUAACAUUAGCAUAAAGGGACGUGAAGUAUGUGAUAGGUUUUACGCAUGGUUUUAUUAACUUGACAGAGAUUUGGGAAAAAGGCUUUGAGAGUGAGUUCAAUCUUUGUGCUCAAGGAGAUAGUUUUCCAUCUUGAGAAAACACUAAGAGGAGCAUCUCCUGGUAAUUUGAGAUGACACCAUGAUGUGGAUAGACUUUUUUUUUAAUUGUUUUGGUAAAAUUUAGCAAUAUUGUUCAAAUGCUGUUUUAGGUUUUGCAGUAAAUAAUAAUCACCACAUCUCUCCAAGGACUAACCUUUUAUUGUUGUAUUAAUGACAUGCGUACAUUGAUAAUUAUAACUAUCUAUCUGUAUUUUAUU
Molecule: messenger RNA, 3866 nt
Organism: Chionomys nivalis (European snow vole)
Lineage: Eukaryota; Metazoa; Chordata; Mammalia; Rodentia; Cricetidae
Gene: Tbx18
Product: T-box transcription factor 18
Exons: 8
Coding region: 1-1842 (613 amino acids)
Biological process (GO): somitogenesis; cell fate specification; regulation of transcription by RNA polymerase II
Cellular component (GO): nucleus
Molecular function (GO): RNA polymerase II cis-regulatory region sequence-specific DNA binding; DNA-binding transcription factor activity, RNA polymerase II-specific
Source: RefSeq, a predicted model, not a curated record